Trypanosoma brucei brucei TREU927 is the source of this 1638-nucleotide messenger RNA. RefSeq names its product protein kinase, putative. NCBI's taxonomy places the organism in Eukaryota, Euglenozoa, Kinetoplastea, Trypanosomatida, Trypanosomatidae. Bases 1 to 1638 code for a protein of 545 amino acids. The record is from RefSeq and is a predicted model, not a curated record. Gene Ontology annotation, biological process: protein phosphorylation. Gene Ontology annotation, molecular function: ATP binding; protein kinase activity; protein binding. The transcript has a single exon.
AUGGACUUCCAUUCGUUGCAGAGUACGUUGACGGAGGCCCGCGCAUUAGCCUCUUCGUCCAAGACAGUUUCUUUUGACCAUCAUUACGAACUUUUGGAGGAACUUGGAAAAGGGGCGUACGGAACGGUAUGGAAAUGUUGCCGGCGGCACGACUCGUUGAAGCGACCGUACGGAGUAAAAAUUAUCAACAAGCGAGAAGCGGGAGCAAAAGGGUUGCGUAGUGUGAUGGGUGAGGUUGAGACCAUGAGUCUUCUCAGUCAUCCAAAUAUUGUGAGAUUAGAGGAGACGUUUCACGAUGAUCAAACCCUUUGGAUUGUAAUGGAAUAUAUGGCUGGUGGUGAGUUACAGCGUGCGCUGAAACGUGAUGGAUCAUUUAGUGAAGUCCAGACUCGUCGUAUUACUAUGCAGCUUCUGUUUGCGUUAGAGUUCAUCCACCAAAAGGGUAUUGUUCAUCGAGACCUUAAACCGGAGAAUUGUCUUCUUUCGGAGGGUGACUUAGUGUGUAAGAUAUCUGACUUUGGUUUUGCCGUGCUCGUUGGCGUGGAUCAGUGCCUCAUGUCCUUUUGUGGCACAACGGUGUUUAUGGCACCUGAGAUAUUCAGCGACACAAACUAUGGCAAACCGGUGGACAUGUGGGCAUUAGGCGUGAUGGUGUAUCUUAUGUUCACAGGUGAAUAUCCAUUUCUGGGUCGUACGCAGAAAGAGACGACGGAGGCUAUUUUGAAGGCCAAUUACAACAUGAAGGAUGGAAAGAUUAGUGAGGGGUCAUCGGCUUUGCAUGACUUUAUAUCCAAAUUACUUGUGGUUGAUCCGAACCGCCGGUAUAGUGCACGGGAGGCUCUAAAGCACCCGUGGAUCAAACUAGGUAUGAACAUGGAAAUUCCCGAUGAUGAGCCGAAGGCGCCAAAGCGAAGUGGGCUACGUCCCCGCGGCGUGUUUCGUGCUCUCAGCAUCGCUAUUAUGGCUGCCCACCGGCUGCUUUACCUGCGGUACUGCCGCAUGCUCGAUAGCAGUGAUUGCGGAAACUGUGCAAUGCUCCGCAACUUCACCUACGUGGUGUCUGGUAGGUACGAACCACCGUGUCCGUCGUUAGAGUGUAGUGGUGUAUUCCUGCGUCAUCCUCGCGGUUUGCCAUUGUUACUCCCAAUGGUGGAGGUGAGCCGAACUCUUGAGUCGUUAGAUCUGAGCAACAACAACAUCUUCAAUCUCACGUUCCUGCAGCAACUUGUGAAGGUGGUUGGCAAUCAUCCGUCUUUGGUGUCACUGAACUUGUCCAACAACCCCAUUCCGGCACUGGCAGGUCGUGGUCUGCUCCGUCUUGCCCGAAGCCCGCAGUCACGACUUACAUAUCUCGGGUUGGAGGGAACACAACUCUCUGCUGAAGCCCUUGCUCAAAUCUCAUCAGCACUGAAGGAGCGACUGGCCGCCGCCCCAACGUUGUGUCUUUCCAUGCAGAGUUGCACAGGCCCACGCCCUUUAGAGCAGGUGAGUCCCACGCAGUCCCGAUCCGCCCGCACGACCCGUUCGCGAUCACAACACGGGUCGGCACACACGUCUUUAAUGAAUCCUUCGCGUUCCCCGCAGUCGAAGGGGCCGCGGCUUCCACCUAUCAACUCCAAGCGCCGCAACGAGAGAUGA